GGAGAGGCAGAGAUCCAUCCGACUGGGAAUCAGGAAACUCCGCUUUCGGCUCGUCAUGGCUGGGAACCGAGGCACCAUCCGGGGAGCAUCCAACUUCAAUGCCAACGAAGAUGCCCAGAAGCUGCGCAAAGCCAUGAAAGGCCUGGGAACGGACGAGGACGCCAUCAUCGACAUUCUGGUCAACAGGAACCUGUCCCAGCGGCAGGAGAUUAAGAUGACCUACAAGGCCACCAUUGGCAGGGAUCUGAUGAACGACUUGAAGUCGGAGCUGGGCGGGAAGUUUGAGAAGGUCCUGCUUGCGCUGAUGACGCCCAUCACCUUGUAUGAUGUGGAGGAGCUCAAAAGGGCCAUGAAGGGGGCCGGGACAGAUGAAGGCUGCCUGAUUGAGAUCCUGGCAUCUCGCACCAAUGAGGAAAUCCGGCGGAUCAAUGAAACCUACAAGCACCAAUACGGGACCACCCUGGAGGAAGACAUCGUAUCGGACACUUCCUCCAUGUUCCGGAGAGUCCUGGUGUCCCUGGCCACCGGCAACCGGGAUGAAAGCAACUAUGUCGAUGAAGCCCAAGCCAAGCAAGAUGCUGAGUGCCUUUACGAAGCAGGGGAGAAACGAUGGGGGACAGAUGAGGCCCAAUUCAUGACGGUCCUCUGCACAAGGAAUCGGAACCACCUGCUAAGAGUGUUUGACGAAUACAGGAAGAUUGCCGAUAAGGACAUUACGGAGAGCAUCAAGUCCGAGAUGUCGGGAGACCUUGAGGAUGCCUUGUUGGCCAUAGUCAAAUGCAUGCGGAGCAGGACCGCCUACUUUGCCGAAAGGCUCUACAAAUCAAUGAAGGGCAUAGGGACAGACGACGACACGCUCAUCCGCCUGAUGGUGUCCCGCUGCGAGAUCGACAUGAUCGACAUCAAGGCGGACUUCAAGCGGAUGUACGGGAAGUCCCUCUACUCCUUUAUCAAGGGAGACACUUCAGGAGACUACAGAAAAGUUUUGCUCCACCUUUGCGGAGGGGACGACUAAACUCUUUUGCUACCGGUAGUAAAGUAGCUUCAGGCUAUUGCAGCAAUGCUUGCAAAUAAUGCCAUUUCUAUAUCAUGCAAAUGCAAGUGGAAGGAAUGAAUGGCAGCUUGGUAUGCAAUAUAUAUACAAUAGAAUGGUAGAAAUUCUUUCUAAUAGUGGAUAAAUAGGUGUCCUCUAAAGUAAUUCCCAUUUACGUUGUUCAUCAUUAUUUUCUGUCAUUAUUGGGGGUGAAAAAUAAAGGAAUCAAAGGAUUUCUUAGCUUCAGUCCUGGGAUUCAUAGCUUGCAAAUACCCUCAUUUGCACACACUGUAGAUGCCAAUUUUGUGCCUUUCCUAGAACACAAUGGAAAUGUAACUCAGGUGAAUUUGGUGUUGGAGCUUUGAAAAAACACUUUAAAAUGGCCUUAAACAUUGCAAUAAUUUCAGUUGCCUUCCAGUUCAAUUAUGGGGGAAAGGACAAGCACAAUUUAGACUUCAAUGCCAUGUCUAUACGUAAUAUUUUGCUACCCAAAAAUAAAAUUUGCUUUGGAUUGAAAA
Messenger RNA from Anolis sagrei ordinatus, 1551 nucleotides. The record is from RefSeq and is a predicted model, not a curated record. Lineage: Eukaryota; Metazoa; Chordata; Lepidosauria; Squamata; Anolidae.